AUGAAAGAUAAGAAGCUCGGUGAAGGUACAUAUGCAGUUGUUUACCUAGGCCAUCUAAGAGACGAUCCCACUUCGCUCGUUGCAAUCAAGAAAAUAAAACUAAACGCCGAGUACAAGGACGGGCUAUCCAUGGACGCCAUCCGUGAAGUAAAAUACCUUCAGGAGCUGUCUCAUCCGAACGUCAUUGCAUUGCAUGACGUUUUCUCCUCCAAAGACCAAAAUCUAAAUCUCGUUCUUGAAUUUUUACCCCUUGGAGAUCUUGAAAUGUUGAUCAAAGACAGCUCUAUCCAGUACGGUGUGGCUGAUAUAAAAGCAUGGAUAAGCAUGCUUGCACGUGGAGUUUGGUUCUGUCAUAAGAAUUUCAUUCUACACCGUGAUAUUAAACCUAACAACUUGUUAAUUGCAUCGGAUGGAGAAGUUAAAUUGGCGGAUUUCGGUCUUGCCAGAUCGUUUGCUGAUCCAUACCUCAACAUGACACAUCAAGUCAUUACACGAUGGUACAGGCCAUUGGAACUACUCUUCGGCGCCAGGCAAUAUUCCGGUGCAGUCGACAUAUGGUCUAUGGGAAUGGUGUUCGCCGAGCUUAUUCUGCGCGUCCCUUUCGCCGCUGGAAACACAGAUAUGGACCAAAUAUCUAAAAUUUGUGCUGCAUUUGGGGCACCUACGGAAGAAAACUGGCCUGGAGUGACAAAGCUACCCAACUACGUCCCAAUUGAGGAAAAUCAGGUCAUACCCCUACAAGGCCGGGAAUUUUUCCUCCGCCAGUUUCCGACAGCUGGACCUUUGGGGGCGGACCUACUUGCCUCUAUGUUAAAACUUGAUCCAAGGAAACGAAUUACGGCCACUCAAGUCUUGCAGCAUCAGUGGUGGCUUGCUGAUCCUAAACCAACUAAGAACGAGGACUUGCCUAGGAAAUCGGGAGGAGAAAAGAAAAUGGGCAACGAUAUGGGCAGACGAGUUGGUGAGAUUGACGAGUCAAAAUUUAAAGGAGUGUCCCGUCAACUUGAUUUCGGGGCUAUGAAGAAGUGA
Molecule: messenger RNA, 1029 nt
Organism: Trichophyton rubrum CBS 118892
Lineage: Eukaryota; Fungi; Ascomycota; Eurotiomycetes; Onygenales; Arthrodermataceae
Product: CMGC/CDK/CDK7 protein kinase
Exons: 1
Coding region: 1-1029 (342 amino acids)
Biological process (GO): protein phosphorylation; positive regulation of transcription by RNA polymerase II
Cellular component (GO): nucleus; transcription factor TFIIK complex; transcription factor TFIIH holo complex
Molecular function (GO): ATP binding; RNA polymerase II CTD heptapeptide repeat kinase activity; cyclin-dependent protein serine/threonine kinase activity
Source: RefSeq, a predicted model, not a curated record